Molecule: messenger RNA, 694 nt
Organism: Symbiodinium necroappetens
Lineage: Eukaryota; Dinophyceae; Suessiales; Symbiodiniaceae
Source: the annotation of a GenBank genome assembly
AUGCUGUAUGUGCCGCUAUGGCUGCUUGGAUUUGAGUUGGUCUUUGCGGUCCUUGCUGACAGCACCUGCCAAUCGAAGCAUCACGAGGAUUGGCCAUCUGUGCAUCGACGAUUGUUGAGACUUUUGGAUGGGCAGGGCGGAACGGAAACCUUGGCUGACGAGCUGGACAGAGCAGCAUCGUCAUUUGCUGAAAGGGCUGUCCCUGGGUUGGAUGGCACGCUCGAAACGGACUGCAUUCUCGGGCGAGUUUCCCUCGACCUCCUUCUGCUCUUGAGCCAGCAGAAUGGCCUGACGGAUGCCCACGAUAUUUGGAAGGAAGGCGGCCUCUUGGACUUCAAGAGAGACCUUCUGGCGGGAUGGCCAGCAGUCGCUCGAAGCGGCUGGCCCGUUUUCCGGCUUCUUCGUCUCUUACAGAACAGGGCGCAGGCGCAUGCAGCAGCACCGCCUUUAACGGGAUGCCACGAGGAUGAGGAUGAAUUUGCGGCGACUAUGAUGAAGCAUGUGCGACAUCGCAAACCUCAGGAUGAGGCCUUGCUUGCCACCAGCGCCAUGUUUGUCCUGAACUCACCAAGCAGCCGAUGCCCGCUCUCAGUUGCAGCAGCAUACCUGUCCAGUGCCUGGGCUCGGUUUCCAGUCUUCGACGAGGAGACCGAGGAUCUUCUCGGCUUGGCUGAGAUGAAUGUGCGCAAUGUUA